This is a messenger RNA of Penicillium subrubescens, 3036 nucleotides long. RefSeq names its product glycoside hydrolase family 35 protein. Gene Ontology annotation, molecular function: beta-galactosidase activity. Gene Ontology annotation, biological process: carbohydrate metabolic process. The coding region runs from base 1 to 3036 and encodes 1011 amino acids. Lineage: Eukaryota; Fungi; Ascomycota; Eurotiomycetes; Eurotiales; Aspergillaceae. Gene Ontology annotation, cellular component: vacuole. The transcript has 7 exons. The record is from RefSeq and is a predicted model, not a curated record.
AUGAAGCUUUUGUCUUCUUGGGUUGUGGCUGCUUUGGCGGCGCAGGCUGCAGGUGCUGCUAUAAGUCAUAAGUUGGAUGGCUUCACCAUCCGGGAGCAUGCGGAUCCCACGAAACGGGCCCUGCUACAGAAAUAUGUGACCUGGGACGAGCACUCGAUAUUCGUUAAUGGCGAACGGUUGAUGAUUUUCAGUGGUGAAGUCCACCCAUAUCGUCUGCCUGUCGCCUCCCUGUACAUUGAUAUCUUUGAGAAGGUCAAGGCCCUGGGAUUCAAUUGCGUGUCCUUCUACGUCGAUUGGGCUUUGUUGGAGGGCAACCCGGGCCACUACUCUGCCGAGGGCAUCUUUGACCUCCAGCCCUUCUUCGAUGCGGCCAAGGAGGCUGGUAUUUACUUGCUGGCUCGGCCUGGUCCUUAUAUCAAUGCCGAGGUUUCUGGUGGUGGCUUCCCUGGUUGGCUGCAGCGAGUCGACGGCAUUCUGCGGACUAGUGAUGAGGCAUACUUGAAGGCGACCGAUAACUACGCCUCCAACAUCGCUGCAACAAUUGCCAAGGCACAGAUCACCAAUGGUGGACCAAUCAUUCUGUACCAGCCCGAGAACGAGUACUCCGGUGCUUGCUGUGGCUACAAUGACUUCCCGGACGGUUCCUACAUGCAAUACAUUGAAGAUCACGCUCGUGAUGCCGGAAUCGUCGUUCCUUUCAUCAGCAACGAUGCCUGGGCUGCUGGCCACAAUGCUCCCGGGACUGGUAAGGGCGCGGUCGAUAUUUAUGGUCACGACAGUUAUCCUCUGGGCUUCGAUUGCGCCAAUCCUUCGACUUGGCCGAGUGGCAAUCUUCCUACCUACUUCCACAGUAGUCAUGAAGAACAGAGCCCUUCGACCCCGUACUCUCUGGUCGAGUUCCAAGGUGGAGCGUUUGACCCCUGGGGUGGAGUUGGGUUCGCCAAGUGUGCUGCUCUUCUGAACCAUGAGUUUGAGAGAGUCUUCUACAAGAAUGACUUCAGUUUUGGUGUUGCUUUCCUGAACCUGUACAUGAUUUUCGGUGGCACCAACUGGGGUAACUUGGGCCAUCCUGGUGGCUACACCUCGUAUGACUAUGGCUCUGCUAUCUCCGAGUCGCGUAACAUCACCCGUGAGAAGUACAGCGAGCUGAAGCUGCUCGGAAACUUUGCCAAGGUGUCCCCGGGCUACCUUGUGGCCAAACCUGGCGACCUGUCCACUUCUACGUAUACCAACACUGCCGAUCUGACUGUGACACCUCUGCUUGGAAGCAACAGCUCUGCUUCUUCGUUCUUUGUGAUUCGUCACUCUGACUACUCUAGUCAGGCCUCGGUCGACUACAAGCUCACCGUCCCGACCAGUGCUGGAAAUCUGACUAUCCCUCAACUUGGUGGAAGCCUUACUCUUAGUGGUCGUGACUCUAAGAUUCACGUUACUGACUACGAUGUGGCCGGUACUAACAUCCUCUACUCCACUGCCGAGGUCUUCACCUGGAAGAAGUUCAACAACGAUAAGGUUCUUGUUCUGUAUGGUGGCCCUGGCGAGCACCACGAGUUCGCAGUCUCCGGCGCGUCAAGCAGCUCUGUUGUCGAGGGAUCUUCUUCGGGUAUUUCCUCGAAGAAGGUUGGCAAGGCACUCGUCAUCGCUUGGGAUGUCUCGACUACUCGUCGCAUCGUCCAGGUUGGAAACUUGAAGGUCUUCCUUCUUGACCGAAACUCUGCCUACAAUUACUGGGUGCCCCAGGUCCCCACUAAGGGCACAGCUCCCGGUUACAGCAACCAGGAGACUACCGCUUCGUCUAUUAUUGUCAAGGCUGGCUAUCUCGUUCGGAGUGCCUACCUUGACGGCAAAGACCUGCACAUCCAGGCUGACUUCAACGCUACUACUCCCAUUGAGGUGGUUGGCGCCCCAUCUAGUGCCAAGAACCUGGUCAUCAACGGCAAGAAGACCCAAACCAAGGUUGACAAGAACGGUAUUUGGUCAGCAAGCGUUGCGUACACCGCACCAAAGGUCCAACUUCCCAGCCUCAAGAGCCUGAAGUGGAAGUCCAUUGACACCCUCCCCGAGGCCAAGAACACUUACGAUGACUCUGCCUGGACUUCGGCCGAUCACGCCUACACCAACAACAGCGCCCAUUCGCUCAAGACUCCUACUUCCCUUUUCGCGUCCGACUACGGAUACCACACCGGUGCUCUUCUUUUCCGAGGCCACUUCACCGCCAAUGGUAAGGAGAAGACCUUCUUUGUUCAGACCAAGGGAGGUGCCGCAUAUGGCCACUCGAUCUGGAUCAACGAGACCUACGUUGGCUCCUGGGCUGGAACCAGCGUUAAUGACAACUACAAUGCCACGUACACCCUCCCUACUCUGCAGUCUGGCAAGAACUACGUCUUCACCGUUGUUAUCGACAACAUGGGUCUGGAUGAGGACUGGACCAUCGGUUCAGAGGAUAUGAAAAACCCACGCGGAAUCAUCCAGUACUCUCUUUCCGGUCAAGAGGCCAGCGCCAUCUCCUGGAAGCUGACCGGUAACCUGGGCGGCGAGAACUACCGCGACACUGUCCGCGGCCCUCUAAACGAGGGCGGCUUGUACGCCGAACGCCAGGGCUUCCACCAACCCCAGCCACCUACCCAGAAAUGGGACUCCAGCAGCCCAUUCACCGGCCUCACCAAGCCAGGAAUCCGCUUCUACAGUACCAGCUUUGAUCUCGACCUGCCUUCGGGCUACGAUAUCCCGCUGUACUUCAACUUCGGCAAUAGCACCUCUACUCCGGCUGCGUACCGUCUCCAAUUGUAUGUGAACGGAUACCAGUAUGGCAAGUAUGUGAACAACAUUGGUCCUCAGACUAGCUUCCCUGUUCCUGAGGGUAUCCUGAACUACCAUGGUACGAACUGGCUUGCGUUGAGCCUGUGGGCCCAGGGGGAUAGUGGUGCCAAGCUGGAUAGCUUCGAGUUGAUUAAUACUACUCCUAUACUCACCUCGCUGGGUGAGGUCAAGUCUGUGAACCAGCCGAAGUACCAGGCAAGAAAGGGGGCCUUCUAG